GAACCUGUGUGUUAGGUCCUUUGCACCCGCCCCGGAAGGCUAUGGCAGUGGGUACUGUGGCCGCAGCUCUCCUUGCUGCGCUGGGCGGAGCGCUGUGGCUGGCGGCCCGGCGGUUUUCUGGGCCAAGAGGCCAGCGGCUGCAGGGAGGCAGUGACCCGGGCCUCAUGCACGGGAAGACAGUUCUGAUCACCGGAGCAAACAGUGGCCUGGGCCGCGCCACGGCCGCCGAGCUACUGCGCUUAGGGGCGCGGGUCAUCAUGGGAUGUCGGGACCGGGCACGAGCGGAGGAGGCGGCGGGUCAGCUCCGGCGGGAGCUCAGUCAGGCUCGGGGUCCUGACCCCGACGCCAACGACGGCCAGCUGGUCGUCAAGGAGCUGGACCUUGCCUCGCUGAGCUCAGUGCGAGCCUUCUGCCAAGAACUGCUACAGGAGGAGCCCAGGCUGGAUGUCCUGAUCAAUAAUGCGGGAAUUUUCCAGUGUCCGUAUAUGAAGACUGAAGAUGGGUUUGAAAUGCAGUUUGGAGUGAACCAUCUGGGCCACUUCCUACUCACCAAUCUUCUGCUUGGACUCCUCAAAAGUUCAGCUCCCAGCAGGAUCGUAGUCGUUUCUUCCAAACUGUAUAAAUACGGAGACAUCAACUUUGAAGACUUGAACAGUGAACAAAGCUAUAAUAAAAGCUUCUGCUAUAGUCGAAGCAAACUGGCUAACAUUCUUUUCACCAAAGAACUAGCCCGUCGCUUAGAAGGAACAAAUGUGACUGUCAACGUGCUGCACCCUGGUAUUGUGCGGACAAACCUUGGGAGGCACAUACACAUCCCACUGCUGGCCAGACCUCUUUUCAAUUUGGUGUCAUGGGCUUUUUUCAAAACUCCGAUAGAAGGUGCCCAGACCUCCAUCUACUUAGCCUCUUCACCGGAUGUAGAAGGUGUGUCAGGAAGGUACUUUGGAGAUUGUAAGGAGGAAGAACUCUUGCCCAAAGCUAUGGAUGAGUCAGUAGCAAGAAAACUGUGGGAUAUCAGUGAAGUGAUGGUUGGCAUUUUAAAGUAGGAGUAAAGACAAGAGGGCUAUUCAUAAGACUGUCCAUCACACCCUUGGUCGGGAACAGUAUGUUGUGAGCAUGUGCUGUUUGAAAAUGCUUGGUUUAGCAGUGAAGCUGCUGAGAGGCACACGUGGACAUUUGACAGGCAUUGGAGUUAUUGGGGCCUAAUACAAAGUUCGAGAAAGAUGUUUUAAGUGUAGAUCAUAACUAAAAUGACAGAAUUCUGUUUUAUUAAACGUCAUAAUUGGGCAAUUAUGAAUGCUAAAGAUAUUGGUAAUUUAAAAGAUAUCAUAAGGGAGUUUUAAAAGUCUUUGAGUUUCAUGGCAGAAAUGUUAAGAAUUUUUACUGCAAUGCUUGUUUUGUAGAACUAAUAUGCCCAGUAUAUGCACAUAAAUUAUCACUUGGAAUAAAUGUAUGAUGGAGAUGUUUCAGGGUGCAUUUCUUUAGAAGUAGCUGAAUGCAGCCCUUUAGCUUAUCCUCAUUAGCCUUUCUUGGACCAGGUUCUUUCUGUCAUAUCCUGCACACUGCUGAAAAAUCAUGUUCCUAAAACUCCAAUC
Molecule: messenger RNA, 1595 nt
Organism: Acomys russatus (golden spiny mouse)
Lineage: Eukaryota; Metazoa; Chordata; Mammalia; Rodentia; Muridae
Gene: Rdh14
Product: retinol dehydrogenase 14
Exons: 2
Coding region: 42-1046 (334 amino acids)
Source: RefSeq, a predicted model, not a curated record